Messenger RNA from Diaporthe amygdali, 1329 nucleotides. RefSeq lists its product as uncharacterized. Lineage: Eukaryota; Fungi; Ascomycota; Sordariomycetes; Diaporthales; Diaporthaceae. Bases 1 to 1329 code for a protein of 442 amino acids. The record is from RefSeq and is a predicted model, not a curated record. Gene Ontology annotation, molecular function: protein binding. The transcript has a single exon.
AUGCCUACUUCGGGCGGCAAAUCAUGGACGGCAAACAUUGCCAACGAUGAGACGAGCAUUGCGGCGGCCUCACUUUUGCGUCUGCUUGGCGGCGUUGCAGUUGCUACCAAUGCAGAUAAUGAAAAUGUUCAACCGCUAGCCCAGUGGCUACGACACUAUUCAACAUCGGCCCAUGAUUUCGCUCUCCCCAUUGGCAAAUGGUGGACGGCAUUUACAUUCAGCUCCGAGAACAACAAACCAGGUAUCCACCAGCUUGCCCAAGUUACUCUAGCAGUUGCGUUGCUUCAAGAAAAGGCACGGCGCGGACUGGAGGUAGAUGCAGCGAGCCUCGAUAUCAUCUGGGGCCUGAUCCACGAAGCGAUAGUCGGUGCGCAAGAAACCAAGCUUCAGUUCCUCGUUUCCCGGAAUGCCCAGGGGUUUCUGGCUGUCCCGCUCUGCAGUCUGAUCCAAGAGGGACGCAUCGAGGAACUAUGGCGGCUGCACACCUGGCUGCCUGAUGGGCAACGGGGCGACCCUGAAGUUCGUAUUCACGCCCACCAGCCAUUCGGACAGAGUUGGUCAUUACUUGGAUCUGGCACGAACUGUGAAUUCAAAGUGGACAGCCCUGAUGAUGCCUCAUUGACCACCCAUGCAGCUUAUGAAUGUUGCUAUACCUAUACCGGCGAACAUGACUCGCGAACCGGGCCAGGAUUUCUUCAAAUGAGGUCAACCAUCAGAAGCACUGGAAGACUCGUGAGAGUAACUCCGGUCAGCCGUGAACUGCACACGCGUGACAUGAGUUACAGCGUUCCGGCGGGUGCGUACCACCAAUCAACUGUAUCCGGCAGCAGGAUGCAUGCCACGCUCUUCGUUUUCGAUGCGCACCGCGGCUACGACGAUAACGCUGCCGUCCUUGGUCCGAAGGAUGGUAAUGGCCUGGCAGAAUCAGGAGACGCGGACGGUAUCACGCCCCAAGCUCUGGCGCGAACUGUGGACGCAGUUCGAGAUUGGGAGAAAGAGCAAGAAGUCAUGCUUGGAGGGAAUGAUGAGCAUCCUACUGUGAUUGGGUAUUAUAGGUUCUUCUGUGGUUCAGGACUCCUGCAGGCUGGGCGACGAGAAGACGCGUUGCAGUACUUCAAUCCCCCCAAGGGAGGCACACCUGCGCACGCGUUCGCUCGGGAGCCCUCUCAGCAGCACCGUGCAUACAUCAAGACGCUCAUUGAAGCAGGAGCUGACUUGGGCCUAGUGGAUGAAGCUGGCUUCACGGCAUUGGACUAUGCCGUGCAAAACGGAGAUGCUGAGACGGAGGCACUCCUCUGUGGCCAGCCGUCGGCAAAAGCGCGAGCGUAG